UAAUGUUUAUGGAAACUAGAUCUUGAUAACCACCCAAUAUAGAAGUGAAUUUGAAGAAGACAAGAUGAACAAGAAAUAGAGAACCUGUUGUCAAGCGUUGUCCAUCCUUAUCAGGGACACCCUGUAGAAUUGCCUGAGGCUUAAAGACUGCGUGAAAUGGUAGAACGUAACGAACAAAGGUUCUAGAAACGACGAUAGAUCCGAUACGCCCCGACGAGCCGCCACUGAACCACCCGCAGACAAACAUGUUUACAUCACAACAUUAAAAACUGUGAUAUGAAAAUUAGCCUAAGAACAAGUACACGCUAUAAAAUAUCGACCAGUGGAAGACCCAGUCAGUCGUGCAUCGGCAGCGGUGAGGAUUUCGUACGGGUGCUGUUCGAAAUGUUCUUCAGGGCCUUGAUGAUAAUCAGCGGGGUGCUGACGGUCACCCAAGCCAAACACAUUAAGGGCAUCCAGAUAAAGAACCGCGGUAUGGAGAAGCUGUGGGUCGAAAUGACGGACGAGGAUGGUUUUUAUUUACCCUCGGGACAACUGGCUUCCAUCGUGGUGGAGGACAAGUGGACCGGAAGAAUCCGCGCCCACCCGGAAGAAUGCGGAAAGAAGACCUGCAACUUGCCCUACACCGAAGCUGUGUUGAGAUUUGAAGGAGAAGGUAACGAAGAUCGCUACUACGUAUCGGUAAUAGAGGGAUUCAACAGACCUAUCAAGAUUCAACCGACGUCUCACGAACGCGCCUGCAAGCCGGCCCUCUGUCACGCCAACAUCAACCAUCACUGCCCGCGCACCCACCAAUCCACGAAUUCCCAGGGCGCCGUCGUCGCCUGCAAGACGAUACCCGAGCUGUUUCAGAGGCUGUGCCCCCAGGCCAUCACCGCCGAGGCCGACAUCCCCCUGAACAUGCUGGGUUGUAGGUCGAACACGUACCUCAUCCUCAUCGGAUAACUAAGGAACGUUUACCUUCUUUUUUUUUUUAGACGUAGUUGGUCGAAAAGUAUUACAUCGGAGACAUAAUCUUAGUUACAGUUAAGGUGUAGAAAACGGCGAAUUCAAGAGUCAAUUUUUGCCCUACAAUUGAAAAGUAGUAGUAAGAAAAGUGAAACGCAACAAAUUUGCAUUUUUUUGAAGCCUGGCAAUCAAUUUUGUAACCGCCGAAAAGCCGGAAUUAAACUCCAAAGGCGUAUGAACGUAAUGGCAAUGAUUUAAAUGCAAAUUACAUCGAACUGGCAGAAGAAACAGCAAUUUCCAACGGCAACAUACGCAUCAAGAUAAAAGUCUUGGAAAAGAUUAUAAAUAACAUUCAUUUCGUUUACCUCUCCCAUAAAUCUCGUAUCAAAUAUUUAACUGCAACGCAUUUUAGCCCUGACGUCAAGAAAACCGUUCAUAUACAGGGUCGGAAAGUCUCCAUGGUUCAUCGGCCUUUACGUAAGAAUGAUAAAGUA
This is a messenger RNA of Anoplophora glabripennis (Asian longhorned beetle), 1442 nucleotides long. Its product is annotated as thaumatin-like protein 1a. The transcript has 4 exons. Bases 277 to 945 code for a protein of 222 amino acids. The record is from RefSeq and is a predicted model, not a curated record. Lineage: Eukaryota; Metazoa; Arthropoda; Insecta; Coleoptera; Cerambycidae.